AUGUCGACCUUUGAUGGCCGCGUGGAGGCCGCAGUCGACUACUUCCGCAAGAGGCCUGAACGGCCGCCGCUAGCAUGCUUCCUCAGCCAUGUGCACAGUGACCACUUGCAGGGCCUGGAGUCCUUCCGGGCUCCGUUUAUUUACUGCUCACCAGCUACGCGGGAGCUACUCUUGCGGAUUGAGAAGUAUCCCCAUCGGAUGAACUUUCGCAAGGGCAUCUUGGAAUCGCGCCGGCUUCAUUACAAGCACCUCGCCAAGCUGUUGCGUCCGAUUCCAUUGAAUACGCCCACGGAAAUUGAACUCACGCCCCGGAGGCGCGUUCGGAUUACCUUGUUUGACGCAAACCACUGCAUCGGAGCGGUGAUGUUUCUCAUCGAAGGAGAUGGGAAAGCUAUCCUAUACACCGGUGAUAUCCGAGCUGAGCGAUGGUGGAUCAACAGCGUGGUCCGGAAUCCGGUCUUGAUACCAUACACGCUGGGCCAGAAACGAUUGGACAAGCUGUAUCUCGACACAACCUUUGCACGUGCAGUGAACAAGUUUCACGAGUUUCCAUCCAAAGCGGUUGGACUGUCCGAGCUUCUCCGAAAAGUCGAGGCAUAUCCGGACGGCACUGUGUUCUACUUCCGCGCAUGGACGUUCGGCUACGAGGAUGUGUGGAUGGCACUUUCGGCAGCGCUAAACACCAAGGUCCAUGUAGAUCAGUACCAGAUGGGUCUCUAUCGGUCCCUCAUGCGUGCCUCGGGCACCCACAGCAUCACUGAAGCAUCUGCACUCUGUGGGUUUAGUCUAGGCAAUCGGGCAGUCGCAGGUUGUCUGAGCAGCGACGCCGCCAGCCGAGUCCACAGCUGCGAGCCGGGAGUAACUUGCCCUACAGCCCGCAGCCCCAGUACAGUUUACAUUGUUCCGAUCGUGAACCGCACUAUUGAAGGCGUUGAAAUUCCGGAAGUCGGUGCAGGCGGCGGCAUCGGUGAUCUAUAUCAGACUCACGAGCUUGAGCUUCCUGAUGAGGCUACGCUUGAGGAGCUGGAGAAGCUGUGUUUGCAGCACAUCCAUGAUGAGCAGUUGCGACAGCAACUGCGUAUUACACUCAUCGAAGCUUUUCGCUCAAAGAGAAAGGCGCUAUCACUUGAUGAAUACGGCAUGAAGGAAGAAGGAGACAUUUCACUCAAAAAGCUAGUAGACGUGCUCAGCCAUGGCAUGUCAGAAGGAUCGUCUGGUGCCAUCACAUUCAGAGAGCCUGUGGCCAAUCUACCGAAAACAAUACGAUUCCCAUACUCUCGCCAUUCAUCCUACGCUGAAUUAUGCGACUUCAUUGCCGCUUUCCGGCCUAAAGACAUCCACCCCUGCACCGUGGACGAAUCAACCUGGACCGAAGAUGUCUCUAUCCGGCGUCUAUUCGGCCAUCUAUGCACAGAAACCCGAUUCUCGCAUGAUGCCCACAUGUGGGAGAUUCUCGGCGAUGCAGACGAGAAUGACAAGGACGGUCCGCGUGCGAGAAAAAGAACUCGCUACAAUCCGGAACUUUCAACUCAGUCUACCGAGGGGUCUAGCAAUCUAGUCAUGGACGAUGAGCUGAGUACAGGAAGCAGAGAACAGACUCAAACCCAGACUGCUUCCCCAUCCUGUGGCACAAUACAAGAAUCUAUCAACAAACCGCUCAAUUUCCCACUGCCCAGUCCGGAAACCGCAAAAGCGAAGCGGAACGAGAUUCGGCAGGCUCGUCGGUACCUCCAGGAACAUACAGAUCGCGAAAUGUUUCACGUUGGCGCUCUCCCUUCUUCAUGGAGGACAGAGGGGGAUGAGUUGGAGCCUGAGAAGAAGAAUAAACACGUCUCCGAAGUAGAGGAGAAGCUAACCACUACCGACUCCACCGAAACUCGGGAGGUGUCAGAGACAGAUCGCCAAGGUGAUGGAGCCACAGACCUGCAAAUGGAGUCUCAGCAGGCUGACAGUCAGCACACGGCGCUUUCGAUUUCCGAAUCGGCAUUUGCCUCUCCACUGCCGGUCGAAGAGCAUUCUGUCAGACUAUCAGAGGACAAUGAACCCGAUUCGGAAAUUACUCCCACUCACCAUCGACCACGCACUCAUACCCACGCUCGUAUCGCUGCAUAUCUCGCUGCUCGCGCGGACUCCUACUCUGCAUGGACGGAUGUGUCUCUUGUGUCUGCGGGGGAUAAUCAUACCGAGGAGGAGAUUGAAUUGUGA
Molecule: messenger RNA, 2205 nt
Organism: Penicillium riverlandense
Lineage: Eukaryota; Fungi; Ascomycota; Eurotiomycetes; Eurotiales; Aspergillaceae
Exons: 5
Coding region: 1-2205 (734 amino acids)
Biological process (GO): interstrand cross-link repair; protection from non-homologous end joining at telomere; double-strand break repair via nonhomologous end joining
Molecular function (GO): damaged DNA binding; 5'-3' DNA exonuclease activity
Source: RefSeq, a predicted model, not a curated record